Messenger RNA from Perca flavescens (yellow perch), 500 nucleotides. Its product is annotated as histone H4. The record is from RefSeq and is a predicted model, not a curated record. Gene Ontology annotation, molecular function: DNA binding; protein heterodimerization activity; structural constituent of chromatin. The transcript has a single exon. Lineage: Eukaryota; Metazoa; Chordata; Actinopteri; Perciformes; Percidae. Bases 22 to 333 code for a protein of 103 amino acids. Gene Ontology annotation, cellular component: nucleosome.
UUCAUCGAUCUUAACUGAAAAAUGUCUGGAAGAGGAAAAGGAGGAAAGGGACUCGGUAAAGGAGGCGCCAAGCGUCACCGUAAAGUUCUCCGUGAUAACAUCCAGGGCAUCACCAAGCCCGCCAUUCGCCGGCUGGCUCGCCGCGGCGGAGUGAAGCGUAUCUCCGGCCUGAUCUACGAGGAGACCCGCGGUGUGCUUAAGGUUUUUCUGGAGAACGUCAUCCGUGACGCCGUCACGUACACCGAGCACGCCAAGAGGAAGACUGUGACCGCCAUGGAUGUGGUGUACGCUCUGAAGAGACAGGGUCGCACCCUGUACGGCUUCGGAGGCUAAAUUACCCGGAUCAACGACAACACAACGGCUCUUUUAAGAGCCACCCACUAGUCCUUAAAGAGCUCAACUCCUCCGUUCGUAGUAUUAAUUGAAAGCAUGAAAUAAUUCCAUCAGAAGUACUUCAUCAGUCUGUAGAAUAUUAACUUUUAUCUGCAGAAAUGCACAUU